This is a messenger RNA of Argiope bruennichi, 1485 nucleotides long. RefSeq lists its product as uncharacterized. The transcript has 6 exons. The coding region runs from base 174 to 1271 and encodes 365 amino acids. The record is from RefSeq and is a predicted model, not a curated record. NCBI's taxonomy places the organism in Eukaryota, Metazoa, Arthropoda, Arachnida, Araneae, Araneidae.
GUUGCUUUCAGUUUUUAACUUAUAGCAAUGUGCAAUAUUUUUUUGAAAAAUAUGAAAGUCCCAUGCUAUUUCUAAUACUAAUAAAUUUUGAAUUUAAAGAAGAUCAAAGGAGUUAUUUGCAUUGCUGUCACUGAAGAAGAAGUUAGCAUCAAGAAUACUUUCAAUCAAAAACCAUGAAAGUUCUACAUUUCUUCAAAUUCUGCUUAUUAAUUAAUCUGUUGAGUGCAAUUUUUUGCAGUAAUGAUUCGGAAGAUAUCAAGCAAAGGAAUACAACAUUUAGUAAUUCAGAAAGAAAUAAUACGGAAAGGAAAUCACGAUUGGCUCUUUUUCAAUGGAUGUCUGAUGCAGAUCAUUGUGAAGCUUCAUCGGGUCUGAUCGGUUCUUGUUUAUCUGCCCAAGAAUGCAUAAAGCGUGGUGGUCGAGGUGUUGAAACAUGUGCUUGGGGACUUGGAGUUUGCUGUGUUUAUAUUUCAUCAUGCGAUUCAACCUCAAGUGCAAAUCUGACAUACUUUACUAGCCCAAGAUAUCCAAAUGUAUGGUCCAGCAACACUGGAGUCUGUACAUUUACAUUAAGACCAAAAUUAUUUUCCAAGAUUUGUCAAGUAAGACUAGAUUUCGAGGAAUUCUUCAUAACUGGGCCUACUGCUGGCAUGUGCUCAACUGAUGUAUUAUCAGUUAGUGGACAAGAUCUUAAUAAUGUUGUUCCAGUGAUCUGCGGUCUCAAUACUGGCCAGCAUAUGUUUCUGCAAGUUGGCAGCAGUACAGGACCAUUCCGUAUUACAAUUACUACAUCUGGUGAAAGUGAGGAGAGAAAAUGGAAAAUUCGCGUCACUCAAAUACCAUGCGGUAGUGAAGCAAUGGCCCCAGCCCAUUGCCUUCAGUACUACACAGGAGCUAUUGGCCACUUCCAGUCUUUUAAUUAUGGAAAUUUGAAGUCAGUCGAAGAAAACUCAUAUUUUUUGAAUAUGAACUACGCCAUCUGCAUUCGAAAGGAAGCUUCGAUGUGCGGAGCGACUUUCAUUCCGAACGGAGAUUUCAAUGUCAAUAUCUGGAAUUCUUCCGUUACCUGUAGCAGCGAUUAUCUGAGCUUUGGUACUUUUAGAAAGUGUGGCCGAGUCCCCAAGGAUGAAUUCGCACCAGUUAAAAUAGCUGAUCCGGGACCAAUGAUUGUAAGUUUUGUAAGUGACAACAAGCACACUUCUGGACUUUCAACUACUGAUUCUGGAUUCAGUUUCAAAUACACACAGUUCGCUUGCUCUUCUGGAAUGUAGAAAGAGAAUCAAAUAACCUCUCUCAUUUUUAAACUGGAAAUCUGCUUUUAAGAAACAUGGAAUUAAAUGAAAAAUUUCAGAAAUGUUUCAAAAUUUAUUUAAUAUAAUUUUGCACGACAAAGAGAUACCAGAGGGUUACAAUUAAAUUUCAAGAUUUGAAAGAAUUUUCACCAGCCUUUAAUAAGACGACUUCAUCAGGACAUUUGCAAACGCA